Haliotis rubra (blacklip abalone) is the source of this 3783-nucleotide messenger RNA. RefSeq names its product WASH complex subunit 4-like. Bases 34 to 3141 code for a protein of 1035 amino acids. Gene Ontology annotation, biological process: endosome organization; endosomal transport. The record is from RefSeq and is a predicted model, not a curated record. Lineage: Eukaryota; Metazoa; Mollusca; Gastropoda; Lepetellida; Haliotidae. Gene Ontology annotation, cellular component: endosome; WASH complex. The transcript is spliced from 29 exons.
GUACUGUAGGUUGUGUUUGCCCACCUGGCCGACAUGUUGGGCGUGCUCAUCACCCUGGACGAGAUCAUAGACAACCAUGCCAGCCUCAAGGACCACUGGACACUCUACAAGAGAAUGGUGAAAUCUGUUCGUCACAAUCCCACCAAAUUUAACACAACUGAUGAGAAACUCCGACCGUUUGAAAAGCUCAUGAUGAUGCUUGAAGGAAGGCUGCUAGAUGGGUUCAUUUUCCAGAACUGUGUGGAGCAGGUGUUUGAUGACCCUAGGGUCAGUGUCUCAAAGAACAGCGCAUUUGCCGAAGAGUUCGCUGUAAACAUCCGAGAUUAUGUCAUGGAGCUUGAGAGCAGGAUGGGUGAGGUCAAUGAGAUCGAUCAGCGGUACAGAUUUGUGGGGGCCUGUGGCCUCUAUGUGCUCCACUUCCAGAUAUUCCGUGUGUUGGACAAGAAGCUGUUCAAAGCCCUCUGGGACAUCUACAAGAAGGUGCCCUGUAUCCAUCUGAUCGGCAACGUGGUGUGGUUUCCAAACAACUUCCUUACAACCAAGAUGCCGAACCUGGCGCAGCUGUUGGACCGCAAGGCCCAGUCGGCCGUCGGACCCUCCCAGACUGCUUGGCUGACCGCCAGGACACAGAUGCUCACCAAACACAGGGACAUCCAGACGUACAGCACGCAGGUGUCGGCGUGGAUGGUCAAGAUGGAGUCUAACCUGUCCCGUGGGGCCACUCUGAUGGAGGACCUGAACAACAGAGCCGUUCUCUUCAUUCAGGGCCUGCUGUACGCCUACAACUUGAGUCAUCUCGUGAGGACCGUCAUGAACCUGCACGUAUCUCUACAGAAACCCAUGACCAAGACUGCAGUGCUCUCCCUUUGCCGACUUGUAGAGCUUCUAAAGGCUAUAGAGCAUACAUUCCAUCGCCGCACGAUGCUGAUUGCCGAGUCCAUGAACCACGUGAUUCAGCACCUCAGCUUCCUGGCUCUCAGUGCCAUUGGGACAGCAAAGAAAAGGAUCACGUCUGACAAGCGUUACAGUGAGCGGCGCCUGGACGUCCUGUCAGCUCUUGUAUUGGCUGAGUCAGCUCUCAACGGACCAGGUACCAAAGAAAGAAGACUGAUUGCGAAACUGGCCCUUGCUGUUGGUACCAAGAUGAAGUCCUUCAAGGAAGACGAGAUGAAUGGUUUGUCUGAGACAAUGAGGAAACUGGAAGUCAUCAGUGAACUGAGAGAGAAGUUACGUGGAGCAUGUGACUGCAGCUUUAUCUACUGGCACCGUGUCAUCUUCCCGCUGUACCUCACAGACGUGUGUGACAACGUCACCGACACACACCGGAUACAUUACAUGUUCGGAGCUAUGCGGGACUGUGUUGUGCCGAUGCAGAAGGUCCGGCAUCUCAACUCUCCUCAAGACCUGUUGGACGCAUUUGACAAGGAGGUGACAAUGCAGGUUCACGAGCAUCUGAUUGACCCGCUGUGUCGUGCCAUCGAGACUGACCUCCGGCUGCAGAUUCACCUUCACCUUCAGCUUGAUGACCGCAACCCAUUCAAGGUCGGGAUGAAGGAUCUGUCCCAUCUCCUCAAGAUUCGACCCAUCCGCUUCUUCGAGAGGGACAUCAACAUCAAAGCAACUGUGGAGCACUAUCUGAACCGAACCUUCUACAACUUGACGACUGUGGCUCUCCACGACUGGAAGACGUACGGCGAGAUGCGCAACAUGGCCGAACAGAAGUACAACCUGUCACUGAUGGAGUCUCACCUCCCCAGUCAGACUCUAGAACAGGGUCUCGAUGUGCUGGAAAUCAUGAGGAACAUCCAUGUGUUUGUGUCCAAGUACCUCUACAACCUCAACAACCAGAUAUUUGUGGAGAGGACAAGCAACAACAAGCAUUUGAACACCAUCAACAUCCGUCACAUAGCCAACUCUAUACGAACUCAUGGCAUAGGCAUCAUGAACACAACUGUUAAUUUCACGUACCAGUUCCUUCUCAAAAAGUUCUUCAUCUUCUCCCAGUUCAUGUAUGAUGAACACAUCAAGUCCAGAUUGAUCAAAGACUGGAAGUUUUUCAAGGAAAAUCAUAUGCAGACCGAUCAAAAGUAUCCAUUUGAGCGAGCGGACAAGUUCAACAAGGGUAUUCGGAAGCUGGGUCUCACACCUGAUGGAGAGAGCUACCUGGACCAGUUCCGUACCCUCAUCACUCAGAUCGGCAACGCCAUGGGCUACAUCAGGAUGAUCCGGUCUGGUGGUCUUCACUGCUGCAGCAACGCCAUCAGGUUCAUCCCCGACAUCGAGGACAUCGUCAACUUUGAGGAGCUGAGUAAGGAGGAAGGCCUGUCUGCUGAGUGUCAGGCUGCUGCCAAGAACUUGGACAAUGUGAUUGGAAACCUAGCCAAGAACUUUGCUGAAGGAACGGAGUACUUCAAGAUGCUUGUGGAUGUGUUUGCUCCCGAGUUCCGGAACCCAAAGAACAUGCAUCUGAGGAACUUCUUUGUGAUUCUGCCCCCACUGACGGUGAACUUCGUGGAGCACUCCAUCAGCUGCAAGGAGAAGAUGAACAGGAAGAACAAAGACAUGGCUGCCUUCACAGACGACGGCUUUGCCAUGGGUGUUGCCUACAUCCUCAAGUUAUUGGACCAAUAUCAUGAGUUUGAUUCCCUUCACUGGUUCCAGUCUGUCAGAGACAAACACCUUACAGAAAAGAGGCAGGUAUCAAAGCAGACUGGUGGCCGUGGUGAUGAGAAGCUGCAGCAGACCAUGAGCUUGACGGUCAAGAGAUUGGACCAGUCACUCCAGGAGUUCGAUCUGCUUCACUACUCACUCAGCAGUGCGCGGAUCUUCUUCCGUGCCGAUCUGACGGCCGCCGAAGAAAAGGAGGAGAAAGACAAAGCAGGACCAGACACUCCAACAGCCAAUGGGGAUGGGGCUAGUGGUUCAGCCAAUCAGACGUCUGCAUCUGCCUCUUCAGAUAUGCCUGUUGAUUCUGUCAGCAUGGACAACACAGGUCCUUCUACUGGUGGAGGGGCACCGCCCCACCCCCCCCCCUCCUCCUCCACCCCCACCCCCACCACCUCCAAUGUAAUGUAUACAUCCCCUCCCAGACAACAGAGUGAUUUAACUCCCCGUCUUCCACCAAUAAGACUCCAAGAAUAGGGAUUAUCGAUGGACUCUGUACAUUGUAUUCCCACUGUCAUGCGAUGCUGUAUGACACUGUCACCUCCUACACAGAAGGCCGAUAUGACAGGAAACCUCAACAAGGAUAGAGCAUCCUUGAGCUGAACCAGAGACAUUGUGACAACACUUCACUGCAUAAAUAAUCAAUGAUAAUUUCCAUUAAGUGUCCUACAAUCCCAUAGAGACAUUGAGGAGUUGCUGAAUUAUCAUCAGAUGAAUCUGUAUUUAAAGUGUACAUUCCAUAUGUUAUAUUUGUAUAUGAAUGUAAAUAUAUAUAGGACUACAUAGCAGGCAAACACUGAACACAAGUCCCCAAUGAUUAGAUAGUGUGUACAUUGUAAGAAUGUGUACAUGCACUUGAACACUGAUAGUUCCCUGUUUGUUUAGAUGUUUGUUGAUGCAAACUGUUUACAUGCCAGUGAUCAAGCUGUUGUGGUCCAAAUGUUAACCAACCACAAUGUUAAGAGUUCAAGAUUUAUGAGGCUCUAUUUCCAAAUACAAGAGGAGCCAAUCUGACCACAUGACGUAUUCCUUGGUUUCAACUGCAUAGGUUGUUUGCUAUGGAAAUGUUGUGAAUCAAAAAACCCUUAUAGAAAAUAUUAAAUCAUCAUGUCAAAUACA